CGGCGCCCCUUCCGUCUCCCACUUCUUCCGGUCGGGGGAAACAGGAGUGAUCCGGGGCGUUCGUCGCCAGGGCAACGUUGCCGGACGGGUGAAGCACGAUACCGUGUUUUGAUCGCUUGAACUGAGAAUCUGACCUUGUGAAGAAGAUGGUGAAUGUUUUGAAAGGGAUACUUAUAGAAUGUGACCCAGCCAUGAAGCAGUUCCUGCUGUACCUGGAUGAAUCAAAUGCCCUGGGAAAGAAGUUCAUCAUACAAGACUUAGAUGAGACCCAUGUCUUUGUGUUGGCUGAAAUGGUUAACUUCUUGCAAGAGAGAGUGGGAGAAUUAAUGGACCAGAACUCUUUUCCUAUUACACAGAAAUAAAAAAUGAGGCUGGAUAUGGAUACACAUCGAAUUGAAAGCCUGUAAAUUUUUCUGUGAAUUAAUUUAAGGCAGAUUGAAUAAUAGUCACUAUGAGAAGCGAGCUACAUACAUAUCAAGAAUUGUCUUUUAUUGUUUUCAGUUUCAUCCUGUCUUAAAACAGCAAUUGUGCUAACAGCUCAUUUUGUUUGCUAGUGCAAAUUACUGUAGAAUUUGGGAUUCUUUAGGGUGUUGUUUGUAGAGGUGAAUGCAAUAUUAAUACUGAUAUUCAGUUUCUCUCUGUAAUAUUCCCUCAUAGAGAAAGCUACCUUAAAAUACAGUAUGUACAUUUUAACUAAAAUAUGAAGUUGUUUUUUUUAUAAUUCCAAGGAAGACUGUUAAAUUUUGUAAUUUGAAUACUCUUGCAAAAGCAUAGUCCUCCCAUUACAACCACAAUUGAGCCCAAAAUUUCAGUUCUAAGUGAGACAGUUAAAUGAUUUUUGUCUCAUUUAACUAUCCUUCUUGCCACGGCUGUUAAGUGAAUCAUUGCAGUUGUUAAGUUGGUAACAUAAUUGUUAAGUGAAUCUACCUCCCAUUGAUUUUCUUUAUCAGAAGGUCAAAACAUGUGAUCACAUGACCCCAGGACAUUGCAACCAUCAUAUGAAAGUCAUCAAGCAUCUGAAUUUUGAUCACAUGACUAUGGGGAUGCUGCAAGGGUCAUAAGUAUGAAAAAUGGUUCUAAGUCACUACUUUCAGUGUCAUCGUAACUUUGAACGGUUCCUAAACAAAUUCUUGUAAUUUGAGGACCACCUGUACAUUAAUAAUGUGCAGACUACAUGGUGCUGAAUAGAAUUGUUUCAUAGCCUAGUUGUUUUUAAUUCACAGUAAUAAAUUUCACUAGGUUCACUCUUAAAUUAACAUGUAUAGGAUUCCGUUUAUUCAAUUUAGGCACUGUCCCAUUUCAAAUUGGUUCUGAUAAAACAAGACACAGUAAAUAAUAUAAUAAAGAUAACGACAAAAAAAAUGACAAAUCUAAACAAUAACCCAUAAACAUAAACAUAGCCAAUGGGCCCCACAUCACUUAGCCCAAGGCCUGGAGAACAAAAGAUGUAAACAGAAUGGAAGCAACACAAACCUCCAGGAAAAGCUGAUUCCAGGAUGGCAGCUAAAAUAUCAUUUUGAGCUGAGCUUUAUUUUUAAGUUUUAAUUAAAUAGUAAAACUUUAUACGGUAAAACUUUAAAUAGUAAAAUUUCAACUAUUUCCUGUUUAACAUUUUAUUUUAUUACUGUAAACCAUCUUGAAUAAAAAUGAUUUUAAAACAUUCAUCAAUGCAUGACUGUUCAGACAUGCAGUGCUGUCCUAUGCAUAUUUAUUCCAGGUCCUGUUGUAUAUCUAUAUCAUUUUCCUUUUCAUUGAAUGAUACUUCUAAAUAAAUAUCCAUAUGCUUGGAUUGGAGAUAAGUGACUUAUUGGUUUGGAACCAGGCUAAGUGUUGCUGGAAGUAUCCAUAGAAAUUGCUCUCCCAUUUUCUCUAGAGACAGAGCAUACAUUCAUAGAAAAACUAGCUUUAACUCUUAUUUUUGGAAAUGGUUGGAAACUAUAGGGUAUUUUAUGUAGCCUUUUAAAAGUUUAAAUCUCCAAAAAUAUUUAUGUUGACAUGGACUGCAUGAAAUAUUUAUGUUUUUAUGCUUAUACAGGUGUUAAUUUACUAAUUUAUUGAGGAUGUGGUUUUCUCUUUCAGUCCCAAAGGUGAAAUAGGAAAUAUAUAUUUGUGACAUGCAAAAUAGUGUUAAAUUGAAAUAAACAAAAGUACUUGAAAAUAUAUUAAUUCUAAGCAGAUGUUAAAAUUGACUUGUAAUACUUAAAAGUGUUCAUGACCCAUAAUAACUGAAUAUUUACAGCAAAGACUAAAAAAAAAAUAGUUGUCAAAGAGUUAUGAUGUCACAUUGUAAUUUGUUGUUAAUAAAUGUCAGGAUGUUCCAAAA
Messenger RNA from Thamnophis sirtalis, 2323 nucleotides. It is a transcript of the gene GTF2H5, whose product is annotated as general transcription factor IIH subunit 5. The record is from RefSeq and is a predicted model, not a curated record. Lineage: Eukaryota; Metazoa; Chordata; Lepidosauria; Squamata; Natricidae. Gene Ontology annotation, biological process: nucleotide-excision repair, preincision complex assembly; nucleotide-excision repair; transcription by RNA polymerase II. Gene Ontology annotation, cellular component: transcription factor TFIIH holo complex; transcription factor TFIIH core complex.